Salmo salar (Atlantic salmon) is the source of this 6200-nucleotide messenger RNA. Its product is annotated as tumor protein 63. Gene Ontology annotation, molecular function: RNA polymerase II cis-regulatory region sequence-specific DNA binding; DNA-binding transcription factor activity, RNA polymerase II-specific; protein binding. Gene Ontology annotation, cellular component: nucleus. NCBI's taxonomy places the organism in Eukaryota, Metazoa, Chordata, Actinopteri, Salmoniformes, Salmonidae. The record is from RefSeq and is a predicted model, not a curated record. Gene Ontology annotation, biological process: apoptotic process; protein tetramerization; regulation of transcription by RNA polymerase II.
UCUUCACUGCUGUGCACUUCACCCUCUCUGCAAUUAACUCAGUCCUGGAUUCAUUUAUUCUAUUUAUUCAACUAGUCCAUGUGGCGAUCACUAAUACAUGUGUUGAUGUGAUCUACUGACAGCAUUGAAGAGUUGAAACAAGAGAAAAGAGAAAAGUUUAAAAUGAAUUGUCCUUACUCCACAGCUGUGCAGUACUGCCCCGAGCUCCCCUUUCAUCGGCAUAGAGACCCUUCCUCCCGCCUGUCCUGGACAGAGAGUUCCUGCCUGGCCUCCAUUAUGUCACAGAACCAAUCAGGACAGAGCUCUGACAUCCUCAGUCAGGAUGUGUUUAACCAGCUACUGGAGAUGCUGGACCAGUCAGCGUUCCACUCGUCGCAGCCCAUAGAGCUGAACUUCUCAGACAGUCCAGCAGACGAUGAUGAACCAGCAGGGAACACCAUCCAGAUCAGCAUGGACUGCAUCACCAUGCAUGAGGGACAGGAAACACUUUCAUCCCAGUAUACCAACCUGGGACUACUGAACAGCAUGGAUCAGAACAUUCAAAAUGGCGGCUCUACCUCCACCAGUCCCUACAACAACGACCAUGUCCAGAACAACGUAUCAGCUCCCUCACCCUACGCCCAGCCCAGCUCCACCUUCGACGCCAUGUCGCCCUCCCCGGCUAUCCCCUCCAACACAGACUACGCCGGGACACACACCUUCGACGUCUCCUUCCAACAGUCCUCCACAGCCAAGUCUGCCACCUGGACGUACUCUACAGAGCUGAAGAAGCUAUAUUGUCAGAUCGCCAAGACGUGUCCCAUCCAGAUCAAGGUGCUGACCAACCCCCCGCAGGGCGCCGUCAUCAGAGCCAUGCCCGUUUACAAGAAGGCAGAGCACGUCACCGAGGUGGUCAAACGCUGCCCCAACCACGAGCUCAGCCGCGAGUUCAACGAAGGACAGAUAGCCCCUCCCAGUCACCUGAUCCGAGUGGAGGGUAACAGCCACUCCCAGUAUCUGGAGGACUCCAUCACGGGCCGUCAGAGUGUCUUGGUCCCCUACGAGCCACCUCAGGUGGGAACAGAGUUCACCACCAUCCUGUAUAACUUCAUGUGUAACUCCAGCUGUGUGGGAGGAAUGAACCGACGCCCCAUCCUCAUCAUCGUCACCCUGGAAACCAGAGAAGGGCAGGUGCUGGGUCGGCGCUGCUUCGAGGCCAGGAUCUGUGCGUGUCCUGGUCGGGACCGCAAGGCGGACGAGGACAGCAUCCGCAAGCAGCAUGUUACUGACGGAACAAAGACCAGUGAGUGUAUGAAACGUCCCUUCCGCCAGGCCCCCCAUGGAAUCCAGAUGUCGUCCGUCAAGAAAAGAAGAUCCACCGAUGAGGAAGUGUUUUGUCUGCCUAUUAAAGGCCGUGAAAUAUAUGAGAUUUUGGUAAAAAUCAAAGAGUCUCUGGAACUCAUGCAGUUUCUGCCUCAGCACACUGUAGAGUCAUACAGGCAGCAGCAGCAGAACCUCCUGCAGAAACAAUGGGAUCUCUGGGGGGAUGAGAGUAAUGGCCUGUACCCUCCUCUCUCCUGCCCCAGGAGCGCCAUGGCCCCCCAGCCCCAGUACGGGUCCAGCUCCCCUCCUCACCCACACGGCAAGGUCAACAAGCUCCCGUCCGUCAGCCAGCUCAUCAACCCCCAGCAACGCAACAUACUCACGCCUUCCUCCAUGCCCCAAGGCCUGACUGACAUGACUCCGAUGAUGGGACACAUGGCUAUGAACGCUGACAUGUCGACCAUGAGCCCCACACACGUCCUGCAGCCCCAGUUACCCAUGGUGCCCAGCUCCCACUGUACACCCCCGCCACCCUACCCUAUGGACAGCAGCAUCUCCAGCUUUCUUCUGCGACUGGGCUGCGCAGCCUGCCUGGACUACUUCACAGCACAGGGUCUGACCAACAUCUACCAGAUCGAGAACUAUAACUUGGAGGACCUGUCCCGGCUGAAGAUCCCGCAGGAGUUCCAGCACGUCAUCUGGAAGGGUAUCAUGGAGCACCGGCAAAGCAUGGAGUUCUCCCCUCCUCCCCACAUCCUGCGUACCUCCAGCGGGGCCUCCACCGUCAGCGUAGGGUCCUCCGAGGCCCGCGGCGAGCGGGUCAUCGACGCCGUGCGUUUCACCCUGCGCCAGACCAUCUCCUUCCCUCCGCGUGACGACUGGUCCGACUUCUCUUUCGACCUGGACUCCCGACGCAACAAACAGCAGCGCAUCAAAGAGGAGGGUGAAUAGAGACACAACUCUGGCCGGAAUUUCAAUCUAAGUCGAGUUGUCGGGAAAGAAAAAGAUUUUAAAAAAGAAAAGCGCACUGCAACAAUGGGUCUGUAAAAGGUCAUUUCCCUGACGUUCACAGAGAGUCGCUUUUACAAAACGCUGUGGAUGUCAGCUCAAGCAUAUAUAUUAGCUUUUUAAAAAAGUAGAGUGCAGUGCUCUUCUCAGCAAUGCACCUUGAAUUGAAGCCCCUGGCUUUGUCCCCUCUUCAUAUGUCAUAUACACCUUGUUGACCAACCCACUCUCCUAUCACAGUACAGAACUAGGACAUCUCUGCUUUAACGUUCUAAGCUCAGAUAUCCUAAACAGCAAAAUACUAUGCAAAUAAAAAUGCACUUAUUUUUUUGUUGUUGUUAUUAAGCCUUCAUUAGCUGCCAGCUAGAUGAGAGAAAACAGCUAUAUUCUUUAUUUUUUAAAUCAAAUUUCUUGGAGACAAAGCACUUAAGAAAUGCUUUUGUGAUUGCUUUGAUAUUGUUUUAUAGUGUUUAUUAUCCAUUCCAAUGUUAAAGCAUGACUUGAGAGAACUUUUUUUGGGGGGGGGUUUUGUUGUUGUUUUUGGCUGAGAUUCAAUCCAAGGCGCGUUAUAGAACAGGACAUUAGACAGACAAGAUUUUUUUCCCUGACGUUAAGACAUGUAUUUAUGUCAGUGUUUCGCCGUUGACUCACUUGGUAAACUUCUCUCAGCUGCCAUAGGGGUUAGCGUGAGCCAAGCUAAGAAGACUCCUCACAUUUAAAACAGGCGAGUGGCGGCAUCUAUUGGCCAUAUUGGUACCGCACCAAACGCCGCUAAAUACAUGACAAAAUGGAGUCCUUUUAUUAACGCCUGCUGAAGCAUCAAUUACGGUCAUCACUAGUUACCAAAUCAGAAUUAUGGCGAAACCAUUGCUUAUUUCUAUCAUUUAUCUUCUUAAAAUCUGAUUUUAAACCUAAACCCCCCACUGCUGAUAUUAUGCCUAACCUUAAAGACUAAAAAUCACAUUUUUUGUUUUCAUGAACUUUCACGAUAUAUCCAUUUACAUUUUAGUCAUUUAUAGCAGACGCUCUUAUCCAGAGCGACUUACAGUAGUGAAUUCAUAAUUUUUUUUGUCUUCCGUACUGGUCCCCCGUGGGAAUCGAACCCACAACUCUGGCGUUGCAAACACCAUGCUCUACCAACUGAGCCACACGGGACUAUAUCCGUUUUGACUUUGUGGCUGUGGUAACUAGUGACAACCUUAAAGAACUUUUUAAAAGUCCAAGUGUACUAUGCUGCUCUAUACAACACGUUGGGUUGAAUCCCAGUCUCUGCUGCUCAAUACCGGACUGUUAUGGCUGCCUGUUAUUUUCUUUUAAUUCACAACACUGUUUUGACCUGAUUGUAUACACUUCAAGAUACAUAUUUUUGACUUCCUGUCAGAGAGAAGUGUUAAUAACAUGCUGUUUCUACCGUGCCCGUGUUAAACCUCCUCCCUCCGAGAUGUUCAGGAAACCUGGGAAUGUUAACCCUAGUGUUUAGCCAUCGUGUUUAUAAGUACCUAAUGUAUUUCUACGUGAACGAGAACAAUGCAUCAUCAUCACACAAACCGUUGUACCUGAAGUAUUUACGUUAGUGAUUACUCAGUAACUGAAACGAACAAGAAACUCAAUAUGCUCAUAGACCUUGAUGUUGUGACGGCGGUAUCAAUAAACGUGACUGAUUGUGACGGCGGUAUCAAUAAACGUGACUGAUUGUGACAUCAAUAAACGUGACUGAUUGUGACAUCAAUAAACGUGACUGAUUGUGACAUCAAUAAACGUGACUGAUUGUGACGGUGGUAUCAAUAAACGUGACUGAUUGUGGUAUCAAUAAACGUGACUGAUUGUGGUAUCAAUAAACGUGACUGAUUGUGGUAUCAAUAAACGUGACUGAUUGUGGUAUCAAUAAACGUGACUGAUUGUGGUAUCAAUAAACGUGACUGAUUGUGGUAUCAAUAAACGUGACUGAUUGUGGUAUCAAUAAACGUGACUGAUUGUGAUAUCAAUAAACGUGACUGAUUGUGACGGUGGUAUCAAUAAACGUGACUGAUUGUGACGGUGGUAUCAAUAAACGUGACUGAUUGUGACGGUGGUAUCAAUAAACGUGACUGAUUGUGACGGUGGUAUCAAUAAACGUGACUGAUUGUGACGGUGGUAUCAAUAAACGUGACUGAUUGUGACGGUGGUAUCAAUAAACGUGACGGAUUGUGACGUGGUAUCAAUACACGUGACGGAUUGUGACAGUGGUAUCAAUAAACGUGACGGUGGUAUCAAUAAACGUGACUGAUUGUGACGGUGGUAUCAAUAAACGUGACGGUGGUAUCAAUAAACGUGACUGAUUGUGACGGUGGUAUCAAUAAACGUGACUGAUUGUGGUAUCAAUAAACGUGACUGAUUGUGGUAUCAAUAAACGUGACUGAUUGUGGUAUCAAUAAACGUGACUGAUUGUGGUAUCAAUAAACGUGACUGAUUGUGAUAUCAAUAAAUGUGACUGAUUGUGACGGUGGUAUCAAUAAACGUGACGGUGGUAUCAAUAAACGUGACUGAUUGUGAAGGUGGUAUCAAUAAACGUGACGGUGGUAUCAAUAAACGUGACUGAUUGUGACGGUGGUAUCAAUAAACGUGACGGUGGUAUCAAUAAACGUGACUGAUUGUGACGGUGGUAUCAAUAAACGUGACGGCGGUAUCAAUAAACGUGACUGAUCGUGACGGCGGUAUCAAUAAACGUGACGGCGGUAUCAAUAAACGUGACUGAUCGUGACGGCGGUAUCAAUAAACGUGACUGAUCGUGGUAUCAAUAAACGUGACUGAUCGUGGUAUCAAUAAACGUGACUGAUCGUGGUAUCAAUAAACGUGACUGAUCGUGACGGCGGUAUCAAUAAACGUGACUGAUCGUGACGGCGGUAUCAAUAAACGUGACUGAUUGUGACAUCAAUAAACGUGACUGAUUGUGACAUCAAUAAACGUGACUGAUUGUGAUAUCAAUAAACGUGACUGAUCGUGACGGCGGUAUCAAUAAACGUGACUGAUCGUGACGGCGGUAUCAAUAAACGUGACUGAUUGUGACGUGUACGCCUUUCGUAUUGUUCGUGCCCCAAAUGGCACCCUACGCACUACUCGACCAGGGGGUUCUGGGCAAAGGUAGUGCACUAUAUAGGGAAUAGGGAGCCAGCCCUGGUCAGAAGUAGUGCACUCUAUAGGGAAUAGGGGGCCAGCCCUGGUUAAAAGUAGUGCAGUAUAUAGGGAACAUGGCACCAUUUGGAACACAUGCAUUGCCUGCUUGUUCUGCCUCCUAUAUGUAACCUGGUGUACAGUCUGUUGAGAACAUUUCUGGCCAAUAUUUCUCUAUUGCAGAUGAUGCUAGAGACUGUUGUAAUAUUGAUGGAUUUUUUUUUUUUUUUUGGAACCACAUUUUCUAAACGUUAUUAUUAUUGUUACGGUUUAACUUGAUAAAUGGCCAAACCUAUUGAGAUCAUUGUGUACACACACACACACACAGUUAUUUUCUACAUGCUAAGUAUUUUCCCAAAAAGGGUAAUUGACUAAAAACAGUAAGUAUUUUCUGAAUAAGUUUUGUGGUUAAAAGCCAGAACAGUAAAAGGAAUUAGGUUUAUUUGUAUUCAUUAAAAUGAAUAAAUCUGGUCCUCUCACAAGUCAUUGUUGUCAUUGUUGUAAUACUACACACGGUCAGGGGAAUGUUGCCAUAAAACACAGUUCUAUAAAAUGGUACAUCAUUGAGAUGUUAGAGAAACAUGACCCUAGUUUGUUGUCGUUGUCGUCAAGAACAUUGAAAGCAGAAACUAGUACCAUCUAAAAUCGGCUGUUCCUUAUUUUUCUACAAUGUCUUGUAAAUAUAUUGCAAUGUACUUAUUUUGAUAUAAACCAAAAAAUAAAAAUACUGCCUAGUUAUCAAA